CGCAUGCGCACUGAGGAGAGGCCUAUUCUCUUCCGUUGGCCCUUUCGGAGCGAGCCGGCCUCAGGCGAAGGAGCGGGCAGGAGGAGGCGGCGGCGCGGGGGGCCGGCUGGGUUUUGCCGCCUUGUCCACGUUCCCUGGCCUCUGAACCGCUUCCCGGGGCCAAUAUGAGUUUGUUUGGGUCAACAUCAGGGUUUGGAGCUGGCGGCACCAGCAUGUUUGGCAGCACAGCUGCAGAUAACCACAACCCAAUGAAGGACAUUGAAGUUACCUCUCCUCCUGAUGACAGCAUUGGUUGCUUGGCUUUUAGUCCACCAACAUUGCCGGGUAAUUUCCUUAUUGCAGGAUCGUGGGCAAAUGAUGUUCGUUGUUGGGAAGUCCAGGAUAAUGGGCAGACUAUUCCAAAGGCACAGCAGAUGCACACAGGGCCUGUCUUAGAUGUUUGUUGGAGUGAUGAUGGGAGUAAAGUGUUUACAGCCUCUUGUGAUAAAACUGCCAAGAUGUGGGACCUCAAUAGUAACCAAGCAAUACAGAUUGCACAGCAUGAAGCUCCUGUUAAGACUAUCCAUUGGAUUAAAGCACCAAAUUAUACCUGCGUAAUGACCGGAAGCUGGGAUAAAACACUAAUGUUCUGGGAUACACGAUCACCAACCCCAAUGAUGACGCUGCAGUUGCCCGAGCGGUGUUACUGUGCAGAUGUGGUGUACCCCAUGGCGGCUGUUGCUACUGCGGAGAGGGGUUUGAUAGUUUAUCAGUUAGAGAAUCAGCCAUCGGAGUUUAGAAGGAUAGAAUCUCCACUUAAACAUCAGCAUCGCUGUGUGGCGAUUUUUAAAGACAAAGUGAACAAGCCAACUGGGUUUGCCCUUGGAAGUAUCGAAGGAAGAGUAGCCAUUCACUACAUUAACCCACCGAACCCUGCCAAAGACAACUUCACAUUCAAGUGUCACCGUUCUAAUGGCACAAACACAUCUGCACCUCAGGAUAUCUAUGCUGUAAAUGGAAUUGCUUUUCAUCCCGUCCACGGCACUCUUGCAACCGUAGGAUCUGAUGGUAGAUUCAGCUUUUGGGAUAAGGAUGCCCGGACCAAGCUAAAAACCUCAGAGCAGCUGGACCAGCCAAUAUCUGCCUGCUGCUUCAACCAUAAUGGCAAUAUUUUUGCAUACGCUUCCAGUUACGACUGGUCAAAGGGCCACGAGUUCUACAACCCACAGAAGAAGAACUACAUUUUUCUGCGCAACGCCGCUGAAGAAUUAAAGCCCAGAAACAAGAAGUAGUGAGUAUCAUUCAGACAGUCCUUUGUAGCACUGCCUUUUCGCCUCGUGCCACCAUUUGGUCUCCUCCUGGCUGCCUGUUUUGGAUUGAUAAAUGACUGCUGAGUGGGGACUCUGUGACUGAUAACCAAGCACAUUCUUACAGGCCGGGAAAGGACCUUUUCAAUAACUUUGUUGCGUGCUGCCCGGCGCUGCCUGACGUGGGUGUGAUAGCCCCUUAUCAGACCGAGAAGCACUGCUUGCAUCCUAAGUAACUGCUUGUCAAUAAUAUAUAUAUAUACUUUACAAAUACUUCAGGGAAGAAUUGUGCAUUACAGUCUCUGUGGGCAAACAGUUUUAUCUUUGCUUGAUAGUCCCGCCAGAGAUGGAGAGAGAACUUGAAGGGGGCUUUGUUUGUUUGUUUCACAAAAAAAUAAGUUUUAUUUUUACCUACCAGCCGUUUAGAAGCAGCAAUGUGUCCUUAAUUUUUUUUUGGUUGUGUUUUUUUACACAGCGUUUUCACUCACGUGAGUGUACUGGGGGCAGAGAUCCCAGAUAGAGACCAAGUAGACAUUUAUAAUGAUGCAUUCCAGUCAAUUCUGAUUUUUUACUGUUGCUUCCCCCUUAACUUGGAAUGCAAAGGGGGUAUUGUUUGGAGAUGUGGGUGAACCACUAGAAGCAUAGGAAAUCCUUUGCAGUCUUGUCUCAACAGCAGCAGUGUCCUUAAAACGAUUCCAUGAUCCCAGCCUUGAGGACUUGGUGUCUUCUGAGUCCUGCUGUCCAUUUCCUCAGGCCCUGCUAUAUGGGCCACUGAGCAUGCAAAGCAAAAGCUACUGUCUGUGCCUGUGGGAUCAAGACAAGGGAAUGACCAAUACUGUAGCUUCAAUAAUGUUUGAUGUGAAUGUGCCACAUAAUGCAAAUGCUAUGGUGACCCCUUUUAUCCCCAUCAGAGCUGCCCUUGCAGCAGCAGAGCCUUUUUUUCCCCUAGCGCUGCUGCACCAGUUUCAAUAUAUUAAGACAGGCAAACAUCCGCAGAUGACCAAUGUAGAAAUUGCGUGGAGGCUUUUGUAACGUUCCGCUAGACCAGGUUGUUUUCAUCAGAAAUGCCAAACGAUUGUCUUUAAAAACGGGUGCCUAUUUGUGUUCAUGGAGAGUAGAAGGAAAAACUGAGGAGGGCCAGAAUUUGUAUACCAAGAUGGUUUUUGCUGUUCAAAAUCUCUGUAAAACCCAUAUGUUGUACAAGUCGCUGCAAAUGAAAUAAAACUGUUUAUUAAAUGCUUUUUUGCAUGUAAAAA
Messenger RNA from Sphaerodactylus townsendi, 2542 nucleotides. It is a transcript of the gene RAE1, whose product is annotated as ribonucleic acid export 1. Gene Ontology annotation, cellular component: nuclear pore. Lineage: Eukaryota; Metazoa; Chordata; Lepidosauria; Squamata; Sphaerodactylidae. The record is from RefSeq and is a predicted model, not a curated record. The transcript has 12 exons. Gene Ontology annotation, biological process: transcription-dependent tethering of RNA polymerase II gene DNA at nuclear periphery; RNA export from nucleus. Gene Ontology annotation, molecular function: ubiquitin binding; RNA binding. Bases 165 to 1271 code for a protein of 368 amino acids.